CGGGACCGCAGCUGCCCUGAAGUUGCGGCGGGCGUUGGUCACGUAGCUCAGGUUCUCCCGCUGCAGUCCCGCGCAUUUCCGUUCCUGUGCCCUAUUCCUGCCAUCCCUCCAUCAUGCCGAUGUUCGUGGUGAAUACCAACGUGCCCCGCGCCUCCGUGCCGGACGGGCUCCUCUCCGAGCUCACCCAGCAGUUGGCGCAGGCCACUGGCAAGCCGGCCCAGUACAUCGCGGUGCACGUGGUCCCGGACCAGCUCAUGGCCUUCGGUGGCUCCACUGAGCCUUGUGCACUCUGCAGCCUGCACAGCAUCGGCAAGAUCGGCGGCGCGCAAAACCGCACCUACAGCAAGCUGCUGUGCGGCCUGCUGGCCGAGCGCCUGCGCGUCAGCCCGGACAGGAUCUACAUCAACUACUACGACAUGAACGCGGCCAACGUGGGUUGGAACAGUUCCACCUUCGCCUGAGGGCUGCCCGGGACCCGCCUGCACCAGGCCCUGCCGCCUGCGGUAUUUGCCCGCCGUGCUCCCACCUCCCGGUCGAGAGAAAUAAACGGUUUGGAGAACGCG
This is a messenger RNA of Rhinolophus ferrumequinum (greater horseshoe bat), 563 nucleotides long. It is a transcript of the gene MIF, whose product is annotated as macrophage migration inhibitory factor. Gene Ontology annotation, molecular function: phenylpyruvate tautomerase activity; cytokine activity. The coding region runs from base 114 to 461 and encodes 115 amino acids. Lineage: Eukaryota; Metazoa; Chordata; Mammalia; Chiroptera; Rhinolophidae. The transcript is spliced from 3 exons. The record is from RefSeq and is a predicted model, not a curated record.